Molecule: messenger RNA, 3253 nt
Organism: Harpia harpyja (harpy eagle)
Lineage: Eukaryota; Metazoa; Chordata; Aves; Accipitriformes; Accipitridae
Gene: TMEM175
Product: transmembrane protein 175
Exons: 10
Coding region: 45-1574 (509 amino acids)
Cellular component (GO): lysosome; endosome
Molecular function (GO): potassium ion leak channel activity; proton channel activity
Source: RefSeq, a predicted model, not a curated record
CGCCGCCGCCGCCCCGGCCGCCGCCGGCGGAGCGCAGCGGGGCCAUGUCGGCUCCGCGAGCCGCGGCGCCGGGCCCCGGCGGCGGGGCGGCGGAACGCGAGCCGGUGCCGGUGCCGGUGCGCGGCCGGGGGCUGGAGCUGGGGAGCAGCACACAGACGUCGCACCGACUGCUGGCCUACAGCGAUGCCCUGCUCUCCAUCAUAGCCACGGUGAUGAUUUUGCCCGUGGCUCACACAAAAAUACAUCCUGAUCAGAAACUAGGUGAAAGUAUUCAGCAACUUCUUCUAGCAAAAAUUGCAGUCUACUUGAUGACCUUCUUAAUAGUCACAGUGGCAUGGGCAGCUCAUGUCAGGUUGUUUCAGGUGAUAGAGCUUAUAGAUGAUGUCCUUGCUCUUCUAAAUCUGGCUUGUAUGAUGAUCAUAACUUUCUUGCCAUACACAUUUUCCUUGAUGGCCUCCUUUCCAGAGGUACCUUUUGGCAUUUUCCUGUUCAGUGUCUGUGCUGUUGUCAUUGGCCUUAUACAGGCUGUGAUAGUAGUGUAUGGAUUCUAUCACCCACACUUACUGAACCAACAGAUACAGGUGUCUGAAAAUCAGAAUUUCUAUAAAAGUCAUAUCUUAAAGAUUAUCCUAAGAGGACCAGUUUUAUGCUUUUUAGCAGCCAUCUUUUCUUUUUUCUUUAUUCCUUUGUCUUAUGUACUCCUUGGGCUCGUAAUCAUUUUUCCGCAUCUCACUCGAUUCAUUACAUGGUGUAAAACCAAGAUUGCUGGUCAGAGAGAUGAAGAGGAGGAACACCAGAGCUUAGAAACCUUUACUUUUUACCUCAGUGAGCCUCUGAGUAAGGAACGGGUAGAAGCAUUCAGUGAUGGAGUCUAUGCUAUUGUAGCAACCCUGCUCAUUUUAGAUAUAUGUGAAGACAAUGUCCCUGAUCCCAGAGAAGUUGAGGAGAAGUUCCACGGCAGCCUUCUUGAAGCUUUAAGUGAAUAUGGGCCAAACUACCUUGCCUACUUUGGCUCAUUUGUAACAAUUGGUCUCCUGUGGUUUGUCCAUCACUCACUUUUCCUUUAUGUAACAAAAGCUACACGAUUAAUGGGACUGCUUAACAUACUUUCAUUGGCCUUCAUUGGUGGGCUUCCACUAGCUUACCAGCUGACCAGUGAAUUUGCAGAGAAGUCUCACAAUGAAAUAGAAGCCAUUCAGGUCAGCUGUGUUAGCACUUUCUUUGCCAGCAUAUUUCAGUUUGCAAUAUGGACUACAGCCCUCCUCCAUGAAAGGGAAACUUUGCAUCCUUUUGCUAGAUACGGUGGCAAGGAGCACGCCUUCAUGUUUGCCAAGCUGGCACUCUACCCUUGUGUAAGCCUUGGGGCCUUCUUUCUAACAUGCUUGUUAAGUGAAUUUAGCACAGCAAUUUUCCAUCUUAUGCAGAUUGUAAUCCCAUUUGCUUUUCUUGCCUUGCGCAUUUUUGUUAGAAUUUCUUUAGCUGUCAUAAAGUCCGUGAUGUCUCUCUCCAGACGGAAGGUUGUAUUGUUAGAAGAAGAGGAGGCAUGUUUGUCUGCUACUGAAACACUGUCCUAAAUUUCCACACAGUGCAUGUGAAGUUACAACAUUAACUUCAGUUCUUCUAACUCACAUUAUCUUCAUGUGUGGAUUAUAUUGAUCUAAACCAAAGCCUGUGUUGGCCAUAACCAGGGCAUAUUUUAAGUUUUAGCUGGUCAUGCUUGAGACCCUUUCUCCAAAAUCUGCAAUUGAAAAAAAUGGAUAAAUAGGGGAUAGAAAGAAAAGCAUGUUCCCCUUCCUUUAGAGCUACCCUUUUGGAAAAAAUGCUGCUUGAUAUGUAACUGCAGUGAUGAUCAAUUAAGAAGUGCACAACAGAUGCCCAGAAAAAUGCCCUUUUUCCGGAGAUAUGGCAGUCAUUAUGGCAGCCAAAUACAGGUAUAGAAGCUGGUUGUGCUACUGUAAGACAGGGAGUGAGGCUUGGAAGACAUGGAGACCUCUGGAUGUCUGGUUGGUGCAUCAUAGUAGAAUGUUUGUGCAUACAGGUUGCUGGUCUCUGCCCCCCCCCCCCCUUUUAUUUUUUGUAGUGGUUACACUGUCUCUUCUGCACAGUCACAAACUUGUGGUAGCAUUUUGAAAACUACAUGUGUUGGAGUGGCUCUGAGUGAGUUUAGAUGGGAGUUGCCAUUGUGACCCAUAUGCAAUCUUCCAGGCUACCUGAAUGCAAGUUCUUGAGGCAUAUCUGUUCUUUUAAAAAAGGAUGUAUUUAACAAGUGAGGGUUCAUGUGGCUAUGUAUCCAGGGUUUGAACUAGCUUUGAUAUCUCCCAGGGAAGAGAUUCAAAGAGCUGUGGGACUAGAGGUAAAUCUGUUUUCAGUUCUGAAGCCGCUGCUCAUCUGAAAGGAAAGGUUUGGAUUUCUCAGGCUUUUUGUGUCUUUUUUCAUGCCUAUUGAAAGGAACAUACUUCUGUUGUUCCGAAGGUAUGAUGUCAUAUUCAGAGAGAGUAUGAGACUUUCCUGCCAUGUGUAAGAGUUCCCCAUCAGGUAAGGGAGUUGAGUUUCUCACUAAGUAGAGGCUAACUAAGUGAUCCCACAGAUUUCUGAGUCUCAGCAAGACAGCAAAAGAAACUAAGCCUGUACAAGUUCCAGUCCAUGGCAUGUUGAAUUUUUUUACACUUAUGUGCAGUUUGAUAAGCUUUAUGCCUAUCAAACACCCUGCAGAGAGCUGUACAGAAGGAGUGGGCAAAGUCAUCUAGUCUCUGGCUGCCCUGGAAGGCUUUACAUUUCUUUUUGGCAAAGCCAUUAGUUUGUGUCUUGAGUUGUCUUAGUAUGUGAUAACUUUAAUGCCAUAUUUAAAGGCAUUUGAGGGAUUUUGUUGUUCCUCUUGAAAAAAUUUCAAACAUACCAAGAAAGUAUGCCUGGAGAAAUUUUUAGUGAAAACAAAUUGAGAUACAUCAUUUCAGCUGAGAUCAGUCUUGAAAGCACUUGUGCUUUUGGUUUGAAGCACCUUGGUACUAAUAUGCAAUUGUUAGUAUGACAUGCUUCUUCUGAGAGAGUAUGUUCAGAUAUUCAAGGGGUGUUAUCCCUGGUUGAGGUUAAAUGACUUGCAGUAUGAUUCUGCAUUGUGUUGUGUAUCGCAGGCUUUUUCUGAUAUUUAAUAAACACUUUUGGUUCUAUAUGGUUUGUUUCUAAUGUGCAGCUGGCACAUAAUAAACAGUGAAUAUGUGUAUUUGUAAUAAAUUUCAGUCAGUGAAAAAACAAA